Messenger RNA from Paraphaeosphaeria sporulosa, 21621 nucleotides. Its product is annotated as acetyl-CoA synthetase-like protein. The transcript has 11 exons. Lineage: Eukaryota; Fungi; Ascomycota; Dothideomycetes; Pleosporales; Didymosphaeriaceae. The record is from RefSeq and is a predicted model, not a curated record. Gene Ontology annotation, molecular function: catalytic activity; phosphopantetheine binding. The coding region runs from base 1 to 21621 and encodes 7206 amino acids.
AUGUCCGACGAGACUUACCAACAAGCCGUUCCAGCAAAUGUGGAGCCUCAGUCCCAGAAUGAGUCUUCCUCCCCAAAGGAAGAUAUAUUGAGGUCAGUCUGGGCCCGUGUUCUGAACCUACCAGUCGAGCAGAUUGGCUUGAAUAGGGCAUUCUUGUCACUUGGUGGCGAUAGUAUCAGCGCUAUGCAAGUCAUGGGACAUUGCCGAAAACAAGGCAUUAGCGUUGGCGUGCAGGAGAUCCUGCGCUCACGCUCAAUAGCCGAGUUAGCUACCAUGGUGAAAGACGUCCAAAUGUCUACCGACCGCGCAACGGAAGAAAUAGAUGUACCUUUCGAUCCGACGCCAAUUCAGUCGCUUUGGUUCCAGCUUCCUAAUCAGGGACAUGGCCACUUUAAUCAGUCGUUCUACCUCCAAGUGAAGCGCAAAGUCAAUCCGGCAGAUUUCCGCGCAGCUGUAGAGACGCUCGUGGGCCGACACUCUAUGCUCCGAGCUCGUUUCACUUUGUCGGAUGAUCAGUCUUGGCAACAGCGUGUGACGAAGGAUGUCACUGGGUCGUAUCGAUUCCGAUAUGAGUCAGUGUCAACAAAGGAGCAGGUGGACCACAUGAUAGAGGAUUCACAGAAGUGCCUCAACCAUGCCACAGGUCCCCUGCUGGCCGCUGACUUGUUUGAAUUCGGCAACGAGCAGCACGCCUUUCUCGUAGCUCAUCACCUUGUCAUUGAUUUGGUAUCGUGGCGUCUAAUUCUGGAAGAACUUGAGGAACUACUGACAAAUGGGUCGCUAUUGCCGCCGGCUCUGCCUUUCCAGAGGUGGGCGCAGUUACAACGUGAGCACGCCCAGACGCAGCGAAUCGAUAAGGUAUUACCACCAGCGGACAUACCACCGCUCGACUUCAACUACUGGGGCAUCCAACACGCAGACAACACUUAUGGCAAUGCCGGUCAUGCUAGCUUCGAGCUAGACCAUAAUCUCACUUCCUUGUUCUUGGGUGAUUGUCACGCGCCCCUCAAGACCGAGCCUGUCGAGGUCCUUUUGGCAUCACUCCUCCACUCGUGGGUCAAGGUCUUUGACGAUAGGGCCAUACCAGCUAUCUUUAACGAAGGGCAUGGCCGAGAGCCUUGGGACUCGAAUAUUGACAUCACGCGUACAGUGGGCUGGUUCACGACCGUGUAUCCCAUAUCUGUCAUACCAUCUGACGAUCCUGUCGAGACUAUUCGCAUGGUCAAGGACUUCAGACGCCAGAUACCUUUCAACGGCAGACCAUACUUUGCUAAACGGGUCCUUACGAAAGACGGGAAUGAAUACUUCGACACUCACUGGCCAAUGGAGAUCAGUUUUAACUAUCUUGGCCAAUACCAGCAAUUGGAACGUCAGGACGCCUUACUACAGCCCCUCGAAAGCAUGGCUGGCGAGACCCGCGAGGCUGGCGGCACGGCCGAUGUGGGCUAUGCGUCUCCUCGCUUUGGCCUUUUCGAGAUAUCCGCCAUCGUAUUCAAAGGCCAGCUGAAGUUUGCGUUCACGUUCAAUCGCAACAUGCAGCAUCAGGAUCGCAUCCGAGACUGGGUGUCGAAUUGUAGUCAGGUUCUCACAGACAUGAUCCAGAAAUUGCCCUCAGUCGCCCCAAGGCCAACUCUAAGCGACUUCCCCUUACUUACGCUCAACGAAGAGCGCUUUCAGGCUAUGUUGCACCGUCUGGCUCAGAUGGGAGUUUCGGCCACUGAGGUUGAGUCCGCAUAUCCUUGUUCUAGUAUGCAAGAGGGACUUUUGCUUUCUCAGUCUAAAAAUGCAGGCUUCUAUGCAGCUGUGACUAUCCACGAGCUUACUAUACCGAACGGACACCCCAAGUGGGAGGAUAUUGCCGAUAGCUGGUCGAAAGUGGUUGCGAGACACCCCGCGCUACGCACGAUCUUCCUGGAGAACAUUGGUGCCGAAGAAGGUCUGUAUGAUCAGGUCGUUCUGAAGAGAGUCGAACCCAACGUUGUGCAUCUCCAAUGUGCCAACGAAGAAGAGGCACUUCGACUCAUCGAGCAGCAACGCUCCGUCACGUACGAGAACAAUAGCAGCCCUCCCCACCGGUUCACCAUCUGCAGUACAGCCGAUAACAAGGUUUUCUGCUGCCUCGAGAUCAGUCACGCCAUCAUGGACGGGCAUUCCAUGAGCUUAUUAUUCCGGGAUCUGCGAGAUGCCUACGGAAACUCACUUGCCGAAGACGGGCCUCCGUACGCCGACUAUAUUGCAUACCUCAUGAAUCAGCCCCAGGAGGCUAGCCUGGAUUUCUGGAGAUCCUAUCUCAACGGAAGCGAAGUUUGCUCAUUCCCAAUGCUCAACGACGGCGUCGUAGCUGAGAAACAGCUGCAGAACAUUCGCGUAGACUGUGGCAGCAUUAGCAUCCUCGAUCUGCAAGCAUUCUGCAGUGUACACGGCAUCACGUUAUCAAAUAUCUUCCAUACGGCAUGGGCUGUGACUCUCAGCCUCUAUGUCGAUAAUCCUGAUGUUACAUUCGGUUACCUUAUAUCCGCAAGAGACACUGAUGAUAUCCAACGCGUGCAGGAUAUGGUUGGACCUAUCAUCAACACACUCGUCUGCCGCGUGCAAUUGACUGAUGGAACGCGGUCGCUUCUCGAUGUCAUCCAAGACGUACAGCGCGACUAUGUGGAGUCAAUACCGCAUCGACACAUCGCGCUCGCAGAGGUGCAGCACAUGUUGGACCUAGGAGGCGCGAACCUCUUCAAUACUGCGCUAUCUUACCGCCGAUUGCCCCCGGAUAGCACAUCAAGCAACGAAAAACUUCGGUACACCGAGAAGGCGCCUAUCUAUGACCCAACCGAAUAUCCAGUCUCGAUAAAUAUUGAAGUCUCGGACGAGGCCGCUAUGAUCGAUCUCGAUUUCUGGACUGAUCACCUGUCCGCUGCACAAGCUGAAAACGUCGCCAGCACUUUUGUACGUACUUUGGAGAAUGUCCUCCACAAUGCUGAAAACAGCAUCAACUCCCUCGAUAACCUCAGCGGCAGGCACUGGCAGAGGAUCCAAGACUGGAACGUCAUGCCUGACACCAUCCAUGAGUGUGUACAUCGCAGAUUCCAGGAAUGGGCGAAAGUCCAGCCCGAUGCUCCGGCUAUCCGAGGACACGACGGCGAUUAUACUUACGCUGAACUGGACGCUGUCACUGAGCGCUUGGCUCACUACCUCGUCGAUCUCGGAGUUGGUCCCGAGGUCUUCGUCCCCACUUGCUUCGACAAGAGUUCAUUUGCAGUCGUUGCCAUGCUGGCUGUACUCAAAGCUGGCGGGGCAGCAGUUCCACUGGAUGCCAAGCAUCCGAAGCCAGCUCUUGAAUCGCGAGUGGAAGACACACAGGCGCAAGUAGUCUUGACUACAGCAGCCCGAUCAGAACAGUUUGAAGACAUAGCCCCAGAUGUCAUUGUUGUGGAUUCAGUGCUACUUGAUGAUCUGUCGGAUGUGGAGAGCAUUGCCUGUCCCGCUGUUGAGCCUCACAAUCCAGCGUUUGUUAUUUUCACAAGUGGAAGUACUGGACGACCAAAAGGCGUUGUACUGGAGCACGCAGCGUUCGUCACAAGCGCGUCGGCCCAUGGAAGUAAACUGGGGGUAGGUCGUGAUACCCGGUUCUUGCAAUUCGCGUCCUACACAUUCGACAACUCAUUGGAAGAAAUGUUCACGACAUUGCAAAGAGGAGGUUGCGUUUGCGUUCCAUCGGAAGAGGAUCGUAUGAACGAUCUUGCUGGUGCAAUUGCCCGGUUGAAUGCCAAUUUCAUGGACUUGACGCCCACAGUCGCAUCGCUUCUCAACCCCAAAGACGUUCCCACGAUCAAAGGCCUGGCCCUCGGCGGAGAAGCCUUGACCAAAGCGGUACUGGAGCAGUGGACUCCAUAUAUGCAAGUUGUGGGUCAGUAUGGACCAAGUGAGGCAUCGGUCAAUUCGGCGUUCAAGAGCUUCAGAUCUUUCAAGCAAGGCGACGACCCUACCAACAUCGGUAGAGCAGUCGGCAGCGUCUCGUGGAUCGUGGAUCCAAAGGAUCGCAAUCGUUUAGCACCGAUCGGAUGCAAGGGCGAGCUACUGAUUGAAGGCCCUAUCCUUGCCCGAGGCUAUCUACAGGACCCAGAAAAGACCCGUUUGGCUUUCAUCCAAGAUCCUGCUUGGGCUCGCAGUAGCGAUGGACAUAGUCGCCGGUUCUACUGUACUGGUGAUUUGGUCCAUUAUACCGGAGACGGAGAGUUGAUGUAUCUGGGAAGAAAGGACAGCCAAGUCAAGUUGAACGGCCAACGCAUCGAGCUAGGGGAGAUCGAGCAUCACCUCAAUCUUGCUCUACCCUCCAAUGCCCAAUCUGCAGUCGAGUUGGUCAAGUUCACCGACAGCAAAGGAACCAAGGCUCUUGUGGGCUUUGUUUGUUUAGCUGAAACAUCGACUGAGGUCAUCCCAGGGAUUGGGGAGAUGACAGACGACGUGCGGGCGAAGGCAAAGGAGGCCGAAGUCGCUCUUGCGAACGCACUUCCAGCAUAUUAUGUUCCUUCGAUAUUCAUGCCCAUGACGAGUAUGCCAAUGACAACAUCUGGAAAGCUCGACCGAAAGGUGUUGCGGCAAUUGGCCCAAGCAGUUUCUGAGGACCAACUUCAUAUCUUCCGACUUGCCGGUAAGAGUGGCCGAGCACCAUCAGGUCCUGUGGAAACAACACUUGCACGGCUUUGGUCGUCCGUCUUAAAUCUGCCCGCUGAUUCCGUCGGCGCCAAUGAUUCCUUCUUCCGCCUUGGCGGUGAUUCCAUUGGCGCGAUGCGGCUAGUCACUGCGAGUCGCAAGGAAGGCAUUGUGCUUGCUGUUUCCAACAUCUUCUCACAACCGCAAUUGGCAGAAUUGGCGGCAACUGCUAGCAUUCUCUCUUCGGAUGAGCGCUCCACCACUUCCGAGCCGGAGGCGGCUCCUUUUGAGCUGAUCCCUGAGCACAAAAAGCGCCAAGUGAUCGAGUUGGCUGCGUCAGAGUGUGGAGUCUUUCCAGACUCUAUCGAGGACAUCUACCCAUGUAGUCGUCUUCAGGAAGGCCUCAUCGCGCUCUCCGCGACAGAACCUGGAUCAUACGUAGCUGAGACGAUUUAUCGACUGCCAGCUGAUAUCGAUGUACAACGUUUCCAGGAUGCCUGGAACAGGGUUGUCGCAGAAGAGGCUAUACUGCGCACGCGUAUCAUCUAUGUCGAGGACCAGGGCUUCGUACAGGUUGUGUUGCGUAACAGUGUAGACUGGUCUCAACUGGAGAGCUUGCAGGACAUUAGCAACGUACACCGUCACCUUCCAGCUAAGCCCGGAGGUCCAUUGGCUUCGUAUGCCAUAGUCGGACAAGGUACAUCAUCUGUAUUCUUCGUCUGGACUGCACAUCAUGCAGUUUAUGAUGGAUGGAGCCUGACGAGUCUACUCGGCAAAGUAGAAAGCUACUACCAGAACAGCACUCAAGCGUCGCAUGCUGCUGUUCCGUACUCGAGAUUCAUCAAAUAUCUUGAUUCCUUGGAUCCGAAGCAGGCUGACAAUUUUUGGCUUUCCAUGUUCGAAGACAUCGCUGCCCCUCAGUUCCCUCAACUACCGAGCCCCGAUUACAAAGUCGAAGCCUCUGGCCAACUCCGUCAUCAAAUACCUGUGACCCGCCGAAGCGGAACAGAUAUUACAAUGCCUUCUAUAAUACGAGCUGCCUGGGGGCUGGUACUAGCAGUAUACUCUGGUUCAGAUGACGUUCUAUGGGGAGAGACGAACAGUGGACGUGAAGUCCCUGUGUCUGGCAUUGAAGACAUCAUCGGUGCCACAAUUACUACAUCUCCUAUGCGACUAAAGCUGGAUCGUCAACUUACGGUUCAAGACUACCUCCAGGAGGUACAACGCCAGACGUCGGCUGCAAUUCCACACCAGUUCGCUGGGCUCCAGCACAUUCGCAAGCUUAGCUCGGAUACCGCUGCCGCAUGUGACUUCCAGAGCCUGUUGGUCAUCGCAAGUGGGGACAGCAUGAAAGACCCCGAAGGCGGAUUGUGGAACCUGCAAAGCACGGGUGCCGUGGGUACCAACUUCUUCAACUAUGGUCUCAUCUUCAACUGCUCUGUCGAUAAGAACGGCAUCGAAGUUGAAGCACACUACGAUGGCCAGGUGAUACAAUCAUGGCUCGUUCAACGCCUACUCGAGCAGUUUGGCUUCCUCAUCAAUAUUCUCAACCGGGAAGAUGCUCUCCAACGCGUCCUGGGCAACUUGAGCAUGUUGAAUCCUGCCGAUGAAGCAGUGAUUUCAUCAUGGAACAGUAGGCCAGUAAACGUUGUGGACAGAUGCAUUCAUGACAGCGUUUCCCAAAGCCAAGUUAUCCUCCGCCCUACUUCGAUUGCCAUCGAUUCAUGGGACACAGGUGAGAUGUCUUACAGAGAAUUCGAUGAGCGCACCACGCGGCUCGCUUCUCGGCUCAUGCACCUCGGUGUUACGCCUCAGAGCUAUGUACCGAUUUGCUUCGAAAAGUCCGGCUGGACUAUCGUGGCUAUGUUUGCCAUCAUGAAGUGCGGCGCAGCCUUUGUGCCACUCGACUUCGAAGCGCCCCUUCUGCGACUCCGCGAGAUCGUCGGAGAUGUGAAGGCCGAACUUGUCCUCUGUGGUCCAAAACACGAAGAUUUGUGCAGGUCCAUCCCUUGCAAGGUGCUCGUUGUAGAUCGAGAGGCUACCGAACAACACUCUGGCCACCUUCACAGCCAAGUAACAGUUCAGAGCGACACAACUGCUUAUGUGCUCUUCACUUCAGGCUCCACCGGUAAGCCGAAAGGGGCUGUCAUCAGCCACCGCGCAUUUUCCUCUGCGUCGGCGGCCUUUGCCCCCGCCUUUGGUCUUUCCGAGAACUCUCGCGUUCUCCAAUUCUCCUCUUACACAUUCGAUGCGUGUUUGAUUGAGAUAUUCAGCACUCUUAUCAUGGGUGGAACCGUCUGUGUACCUGAUCAGAACUCGAGAACGAAUGAUCUUGCUGGAGUCAUCAACAAGUUCAGGGUCAACUUAGUCUGUCUGACUCCCUCCGUCGUCCGAAUGAUCCAGCCUUCCCAAGUGCCCAGCGUGAAGACACUCCUCUUAGUCGGAGAGGCUAUGUCUCAGCAGGAUCUGCUUACUUGGGCUGACCGUGUGGUUUUGUGCAAUGGCUACGGCCCCACGGAGUGCAGCGCUAUCGCCACUGUGAACGUCAUGACUACCACCACGAAGCCAAACAAUCUAGGCAAGGUUGUAACCGCAAGAGGAUGGGUUGUGUCUCGGAAUGACAUCAACCAGCUAGUUCCUGUCGGGGCAGUGGGUGAACUGAUUCUAGAGGGAGGUGGUGUUGGGUCUGGCUACCUCAACAAUCCCGAGAAGACUGCCUAUGCUUAUGUCGAAGAGGUCAGCUGGACCAUGGGGGAGGAUCGGAAUGUUGGCGCAUCGAGGAAAUUCUACAAGACGGGUGAUCUUGUCAAAUACAACGAAGAUGGUACUCUGCUCUAUCUUGGGCGUAAGGACAACCAGACAAAAGUGAGAGGACAGAGGCUCGAGUUGACUGAAGUGGAACAUCAUCUCAUCCAGGACUCUGUAGUGCAAAACGCAUUGGCCUCAGUCCCUAAAGCCGGACCAUGCGCGAAGCGUCUUGUCGGUGUCGUUUCGCUGCGAGAUGUGGCGCCGUCCGGCUCUUCCACAGCAGAAUUGCAGCUGCUCCCUAAAGAUACUGCUUCAUUCAAUAUUGCGACGAUUCGAGAACGUCUUGAAGCACGCCUUCCAUCCUACAUGAUCCCAUCGCUGUGGAUUGCCAUAUCGAGAUUUCCACUGAUGCCAUCUGCGAAGAUGGAUCGCAAGAAGGUGGUACAGUGGCUCGAAAACAUGGACAACGACACUUACCGUACAAUCGCCACUCUCGGAAUGGAAGAUCCCGAAGAAGAUGCGAACGUAGUCGACCGAAAACUGCAGACAAUAUUCGCAAAGGUUCUUAACCUGGCGCCAGAGGACAUUCGUAUGGGCUCGUCCUUCUUACGGCUUGGAGGGGACUCGAUUGCAGCUAUGCAAGUAUCUUCGAUGUGUCGUGCUCAAGGCUUGGCUGUCUCUGUUCAGGACAUUGUCAAAUCGAAGUCAAUCGCUGCUCUCGCUGCAGGAGUCUCUAUCUCUAGAACCUCUACAACUGCGAAAUCGCAGCCUCAGGACUACAACCUGCCUUUCGACCUCGGUCCUAUACAAAAGCUCUUCUUCGACACAGUUGGCGAUAAUUAUCGCCACUUCAACCAGAGCACAAUAUUCAAGCUCGCCCGGUCGUUUGAGCUGCAGGAGAUUGAACAAGCGCUCAGCGCUCUCGUGGAUACGCACCCCAUGCUACGAGCUCGGUAUUUCCAAAAUGAAUCGAUGCUUUGGAAGCAAAGUGUUGCAAAGACUCCCACCCCGUUCAGGCUACGACACCACCAAGUUAAGUCAGCCAAAGAGGAGUUCAUACGUCCGGUCAUCGACGAAAGCCAGGCUACACUAGACAUCGUGAAAGGUCCAACUUUCUCUGCUGACCUCUUCGACAUUGACGACAAUUUCUCCCAGGCAAUCGCGCUGGUCGCGCAUCAUCUGGUCAUUGAUGUCGUUUCAUGGGGCGUUAUUCUCGAGGAUUUCGAGAACCUGCUCAAUGGCACAGCACCUCCGCCUCAGAGCCUUCCCUUUCACGCUUGGACACAACAACAAGCUGCACAAGCUCGUCGGGAAUCUGCUGAGAAGGUUAUGCCCUUGCCUACUAUUCCGCCCGCAGACUUUGACUACUGGGGGCUCGAUGCGUCUGAUAAUCUGAACGGCGAUGUCAUUAGUGAGGACAUCGAGCUUAGCCCCAAGGACUCGAUGCUGAUUCUCGGGGCACAUGACGCAUUGGCUACUGAGCCUGUGGACGUAUUUAUUGCAGCACUACUGGAGUCCUUCCGCAAGGUAUUUCCUGAUCGACACGCUGCGACAAUCCAUAACGAGGGGCACGGCCGUGAGCCAUUUGACUCCCAAGAUCUGAGCCGAACAGUGGGAUGGUGCACGACUAUGGCACCAAUCCACCUGCCAGUAGCCCCCGAAGAUCCUACGGAUAUCGUAAGCACAAUCCGUUGGGUAUCGAGCCUCCGAGAGAAGACUCCAGGGAAGGGUAGACCCUACUUUGCUUAUCGACUCCUCACCGGCGAGGGUCAAGAUCGCUUUGCAUCUCACUGGCCUGCGGAGGUAACCUUCAAUUACCUAGGAAGGAUGCAGAACAUGGAGCGCAAGGACGCCUUGCUGCAGAGAAUGACCAGCAUCUCUACUACAGACAUCAGCGCUACCACUCCACGAUUCGCACUUUUCGAGGUUACUGCACUCGUCGCUCAGGGAACCAUCAAGCUCUCUUUUGACUUCAACCGCCGUAUGAGCAGGCAAUCGCAAAUCAAGAGCUGGAUGGCUGCAUGCAAAGACACGCUGGUUGAUGCUGUUGAUCAGCUUCUCCAGUUGAGGUCUGAACCCAGCCUUGACAACUUCAAGCUGCUGCCUCUGACCUAUAAUGGCACGUCGAAGCUUUCUGCGUUGCUGCCUACAGGCACCACUAUUGACGAAAUCGAGGAUGUGUAUCCCGCUUCCCCUAUGCAGCAAGGCAUGCUAUUGUCUCAGCUCAAGAACCCUGAGCUGUACUCAUAUCACUGCAUCCUAGAAAUCAAGUCGACGGCUGCCGCGCAGCAGAUCAACCCACGUAAGAUCGCUGAGGCAUGGCAGGUUGUGGUGCAGCGCCAUCCAAUCCUGCGUACCGUGUUCGUUGAGAGUAUCUCUAAGACCGGCUUGAUGGAUCAAGUCGUGUUCAAGGAGAGACCUGGUAGGAUCACAUGGAUCGCUGACUGCGAUACUGAAGAUGUGGCUCGGUUCUUGAGGGACCAGCCUUUGAUCGACUUCCGCGAGUUCAAUUGCCCUCAUCGUUUGACUAUUUGCAAAACAAAGGCGAACAAUAUCUGGGCCAAAUUGGAGAUGAGCCACGCCAUUUGCGAUGGCACUUCGAUCCCCAUUAUCCUGAACGAUCUCGCGAGGGCGUACGGGAACAAGCUAACGAGAGCGGACGCUGGGCCUCUCUACAGCAACUUUGUUGCUCACACUCUUACCAACAAUCGCGAUGCCGAUGUGAACUUUUGGAAAGCUUAUUUGACCGGAGUGGAGCCAUGCUUCUUACCAGUCCUUCACGAUGGCGUGCCCGGACCACACGAGAUGGGGUCGUAUGAGCUACAUCUGCAGGAUAUUGCCCCCAUGACGACAUUCUGCAGGAAGUUCGGCGUGACUCUAUCCAACGUACUGCAGCUUGCAUGGGCUCUACUUCUGCACACUUAUGUCGGCGCGCCGGAUGUGUCCUUUGGCGUUGUGGCAUCUGGUCGCGAUGUCCCAGUGAAAGGCAUCGAUGAAGCAGUUGGCUGCUUCGUCAACAUGCUCAUCUGUCGACUCGAGCUUUCAGACGAUUCCACAAUCCAUCAGUUAUUGGAAAUGAUACAAACCCAUUCAGUUGAUGCAAUGGCCCAUCAGGGAUGCUCACUCGCUGAUCUUCAGCAUGAGCUUCAGUUGCCGUCGCUUUUCAAUACCGUCUUCACCUUUCAACGUCGCCAACUUUCACGCGACCCCACCAAGACGGCACUAGCGUUUGACAAUGUCGAGGCGGCUGAUCCAGGCGAAUUCUUGAUGACACUGAACGUGGACGUAUCAGAUGAAGGAGCCUCCAUCGACUUUGGUUUUUGGAAGGACAAGGUACACCCUUCGCAAGCACGCAACAUUGUAGAUGCAUUCGAAAAGAUACUAUCAAGCAUCAUCUUAAGCAGCGACAAAGAUGUCACUGUAACCGAGCUCGACAUGCUGACAACAAGCAGCGUGCAACAGAUCAUGGAAUGGAACGCCGACCUACCUCCGCCUGUGCGCCGAUGCGUACACGAUGUGAUCCAGGAGCAAGUCCUGCUCCGGCCACGUUCUGCGAAGGCCAUCGAGAGCGCAGAGCUAACGGUUACUUACCAAGAGUUCGAUGAGAUCACCACGCGUCUGGCACUACACUUGCAGGGUCAUGGAGUUGGCCCUGAGAUCUUCGUGCCGAUUCUGUUCGAGAAGAGCCCCUGGGCGCCAAUUGCGAUGAUCGCAAUCAUGAAAGCGGGAGGUGCAUAUGUUCCUUUGGAUCCAAAGCAUCCGCCAGCUCGCCUUCGCGAACUGAUCAGCGAUGUAGGCGCCAAGGUCGCUUUAUGCUCAAGGAUGUAUCAUUCUCGGGCAAGCGAGGUCAUUGGAUCCGCAGUCAUCGUCGACCGACUAUCCAUCAACAAGCUUCCUCUAUCCAGGGGAGUGCAAUUAAAAUCAAAUGCAACCCCAGAGAACCCUGCGUACUGCUUGUUUACGUCUGGCACAACGGGCAAACCAAAAGGAACCAUCAUCCCACACGAAGCCUAUUGCACGAAUUCAGCAUCGUUCGCUCCCGCGAUAGGCAUUAACAGUAACUCUCGGACCUUCCAAUUUGCGAGUUAUACGUUCGACGCUAGCUGUUCAGAGAUUCUCUCGGCCCUCAUGGUAGGAGCGACCAUCUGCGUGCCAACCGAGGAUGAGCGAAUGUCAGACCCAGCCGGAGCUAUGCGCAGGAUGAAGGCUACCUGGUCUCUAUUGACUCCAUCGGUAUUGAGCACUCUCAAGCCAACACAGUUACCUACUUUGAAGAGUCUAUGUGCUGGAGGCGAGGCAGUGCCUGCGGCUGAGGCCGAAAAGUGGCAGAACAGGCUACACUUUGUUAUCGCCUAUGGUCCGACUGAGACCGCUGUCAUUGCCAGUACCAUUCAUAAGACGGCCGAUAUCGAUGGAAGGAACAUUGGGCUUGCUUCUGCAUGCCGUUUAUGGGUUGUUCAUCCCCGCAAUCAUGACAAGCUCAUGCCUAUCGGCGCAGUAGGUGAGCUUGUCAUCGAAGGACACACUGUUGCUAGAGGUUACCUUGGCGAUGAGGUCAAGACGGCGAAGGCCUUCAUCACCAACCCGGCUUGGGCAUCGGCGCUUCCUGCAGAGAACGGAUCAUUCGACACCGCACGGAUGUACAAGUCUGGAGAUCUCGUACGCUACAACCCAGACGGUACCGUUGGAUACAUCGGUCGGAAGGACACACAGAUCAAGCUCAACGGCAGAAGAAUCGAACUAGCCGAGAUCGAGUUCCACGUCAACGACAAAUUCGCGGACAACAUCCAAUCCGCCGUAGAGCUUGUUGCACCUGCAAGCCGUACCUCUGCGAAGGCUUUGGCUGUCUUCUUUGCUCUCAACGACGACCCACGGGCGUCCUCCACAGAAGUCGUUCAACCGGCAUCAUCCGACCUUCCGCAAUCCGAUGAACUCCUCCUCCCGAUGGAUGAUGAUGUGCGAGAUGUCUGCAAGACCCUUGAGAAUGCUCUAGUCGGUGUUCUACCUGCUUACAUGAUUCCUUCCAUCUUCUUCCCGAUGAAGAAACUGCCUUGGACGCCGGCCGGAAAAUUAGACCGUAAUCGACUGCGCGUGUUGGUGCAGAACCUAAGCAAAGAGACAUUGUCGCCAUACCGCCUGGCGAACUCCAUGCACAAGAAGAAGCCGGCAACCGAGGCCGAGAGGAGGCUCCAGAAGCUGGUCUCUUCAGUGUUGAACCUGCCGCUGUCAUCAGUGGGUGCAGACGAUAGCUUUAUCCGACUUGGAGGGGACUCCAUAGCGGCCAUGAGGCUUGUAGCCGCAGCGCAAGCAGAACAUCUGGAUCUCUCGGUCAUUGACAUCUUCAAGCGACCUAAGAUAUCUGACCUGGCUGCCAAAUGCAAGUUCUCUGCUUCAGAGCCCAAGGUCGAGCGCAGUAUCGAGACAUUUGAGUUGUUGCCUCGAGAGCUACCGAGGGAUCAGGUGGUCCAGGAGCUUUCCGAGAUCUGCCGCAAACCCAGAAACAAGAUUCAAGAUGCCUACCCAACAAGCCCGCUACAAGAAGCAUUCAUUGCUCUCUCGAUAAAGCAACCCGGUGCUUACGUUGCUCAACAUGUUCUGGUCCUCGCGGAAUCUUUGGACGUCAAGAAGUUCAAGGCCGCAUGGGAAAAGGUCGUUCAAGAGAUCGACCUCUUGCGCACGCGUAUUGCCCAACUCCAGAAUGGCGCGUUCAUACAGGCCGUUCUUGUUGAAGAUCCUAUCGCCUGGCGCGAGGUCAGUACUCUCGAAGAGACUGAAGGAGACGCUGAAAACUUACCGGCCUACCUUGGAGGCAAACUUGCGACAUAUGCUAUUGUGCGCACAGCCUCCGCUGCACGAUACUUUGUAUGGACUAUCCACCAUGCACUUUAUGAUGGCUGGAGCAUUGGUUUUAUGCUCCAACGUGUGCAACAAAUUUAUCAGUCUGGAUCGUCCGAAGUUCCCAAGGUCCCUUACACCAAGUUCAUUCAGUACCUCCAGAGCAUCAGCCGAGAUGCCUCCGCGGCUUUUUGGAAGCACCACCUCGCUGGUGCCGCACCUUAUCAAUUCCCACAACAACACAGCAACACCAGUGAAGUUCCCGACGGACAAACAUUGCAACAUACUGCCAAACUCUUUUCCCAGCGACAUACAGACAUUACGCCACCAACUGUCAUUAGAGCUGCCUGGGCUCUUUUGCUCUCGGCGUAUACUGGUAGCGAUGAUGUUGUCUUUGGGGAGACACUCACUGGCCGUGACAUUGCGGUUCCCGGCGUUACCGACAUCUGUGGUCCUACACUUACAACCGUGCCAACAAGGGUAGAAGUCAAUCGCGAUGGAAACGUUCUGGACCUUCUAAGAAGCAUCGCCCAGGUGGCUACAGAUCGUAUACCGCACCAGCAUUUUGGUCUCUCCGAGCUAAAGCGCAUGGACGAAGAUACCGCUGCUGCGUGCGACUUCCAGAAUUUGCUCAUCAUUCAAACGGGUAGCGAACAGCCAGCUGAAUCCAUGUGGUCUCAUCACAACAACGGCGUUCAAGGACAAUACUUCACGUACCCUCUGGUUGUCGAAUGUCAGACUAGUCAGACGAGCAUCUCCAUCACGGCAUAUUACGACGCGAACGUCAUUUCUUCAUGGCAGAUUCAGCGCAUCCUCUGCCAAUUUGAUGCUAUCUUAUCACAGCUGAACUCGGUGGGCAACAUCCGCGAUAUCCACGUUUUCAGUGAGCAGGAUGCUCAGUUUGUAAGUAGAUUGAACGCUGCGGAACCUUUGAUUGUCAAUGACACGAUGCCCUCGUUGUUUUUCCAACAAGUGGUUGCCCGCCCACAUGCCCCAGCUGUGUCGGCAUUUGAUGGCGACUUCACUUACGGCGAGCUUCGCGACCUGGCAUCACAACUCGCGCAAGAGCUCAUCAAGUUGGGAGCUGGUCCCGAAAUCCUUGUGCCGAUAUGUAUGGACAAAUCACGUUGGGCGAUAGUAGCGAUCAUGGGCGUUCUCAUCUCAGGUGCGGGAUAUGUUCCACUAUCUCCGGAUCACCCAGUUUCACGCCACCGACAGAUCAUUGGGGACUGCAAGGCUUCAAUCGCUCUAUCAUCGCCACAGUAUGAAUCACGCAUGGCCGACAUUGUUGGGAAAGUCAUCACGAUAAGCGAGACUACCAUUAGGCAGCUCUCGAUGCGUCAGGCUCAAUUGACACCGCGCGCGACACCCGAAAACAUCUGUUACGUUCUCUACACCUCUGGAAGUACCGGUGUUCCUAAGGGAGUUACUAUCGAACACCGAGCCAUCGCGACCAGCUCUGCGGCUAUGUGCAAGUCGCUUAACAUCAAGCCCACUUCCAGGGUGUUCCAAUUCGCCUCGUUUGUCUUCGACGUCUCAGUCAUGGAAAUCCUCACUGCUCUCAGCUGCGGUGCAGUCGUGUGUGUUCCAUCCGAAGAGAGUCGUACCACAGACAUCGCUUCGGCCAUAAACAGCCUGAAAGCUACUUGGACAUGCCUGACGCCUUCUGUUGCAAAUGUCAUUGAGUCACCGGAGAGCGUGCCGACUCUACAGACAUUCGCAUCUGCUGCGGACCCAUUGACGCCUGAAACAAUCAAGAAGUGGGGCUCGAAACUCCAGCUACUGAACGCAUAUGGGCCCACAGAAGCCUCUGUGAUUGCCCUUUCGAACAAGGUGGCCUCGAGCCCUAGCGAGUCUACGAUCAUCGGUCGCGCUCUAGACAGUGGGCGCGCUUGGCUCACCAACCCAGAGAACCCACAUCAGCUUGCUCCCGUUGGAGCGGUCGCGGAGCUCUGUCUUGAGGGGCCUUUCCUUGCUAGAGGCUACUGGAACAAUCAAGCAAAGACUGCGGAAGUGUUCAUCGAAAAUCCGAGGUUCAUGAAAGAAUUCUCGAAAGAUUCCUUUACGCGGAUCUAUCGUACCGGUGAUUUGGUGAGGUACGCAUCUGACGGUCGUGUCCACUACCUAGGACGCAAAGACAAUCAGAUCAAGUUGGCAGGUCAGCGUAUGGAGCUCGGCGAAAUCGAACAUCACCUACAAGCCGACAAAGUCAUCAAGCACGCUGUUGUUCUUUUGCCGAAGUCAGGCGCUGCAAAGAGAAAGCUUACGGCGGUUGUGUCGUUACAUCAGACGCUGACUAAAGUUGACGUGCACAAUGAGCCUUGGGACACGCCAAUAAACCACCCAGACGUGCUCCAACAGAUUAAGGUUGCAAAAGAGCGACUGUCCGAUCUAGUGCCCCCCUACAUGGUACCAACACUGUGGAUUGGGGUCCCUCGCAUUCCUGCUUUGGCUUCGGCGAAGCUUGACAGGAAGCAGGUCGGGGCUUGGCUUGCAGACAUGGACGAAAAGACCUAUCGCACGAUCCUGGAAAUUGAGAGCAGCAUGGAACCAGCUAUUCCUUCCUCUGGAGUAGUGAUGAAGAUGCAGGGUAUUUGGGCAAAGGUGCUCAAUAUGCCAGUCGAAAAAGUGAAGCCCAACAAAACAUGGCUGUCACUUGGAGGUGACAGUAUCACAGCCAUGCAACUGCUGGCUAGAUGCAGGAAAGAGGGCAUCAAUAUCACAUUGAACCAGGUUCUGAGAAGUAAAUCGCUUGCCCAUCUUGCAGAAAACGUCGGAGCUUCUGGUAUCGUCGACGUUGGGAAGGAUAAGACCGACACGCCCUUUGCACUGUCCCCUAUCCAGCGCUUCUACUUCCAAAGCUUGAACGAUGACAAAAACUCUCACUUCAACCAGUCUUUCACACUCAAAUUGGCUCGCAAGACGGAUUCCACUAGCUUGAAAGCCGCCCUUGAUGCGAUAGUGCGUUGCCAUUCGAUGCUACGUGCCCGGUUUGCCAAAGACAGCAGCGGCAUAUGGAGCCAGAUCAUCCCAGGCGAUUUCUCCAAUGCAUACGCAUUCAACGUUCACAAUGGCAUACCACUUUCCGACGUCCCUGAACUCAUCUCGAAGACCCAGGAGAGUUUGGAUAUCGUCACAGGACCCGUCUUUGCAACAAUGCUGCUCAACAUACAGUCUGGGGAGCAAAUCCUAUUUCUCACAGCGCACCAUCUUGUCAUCGAUGUUGUGAGCUGGCGGAUCAUCUUGGGAGACUUGGAAGAGAGCCUCAUAUCGUCAGCUUCGGCCGAACUGCAAAAAGGUCUUUCCUUUGCCACAUGGAAUGAGAAGCAGAUCUCGCACACGACUGAUGCAACUCAAAUUGCCGCCGUUCAGAAGCAAUCGUUCCAUGUCGAGCCGGCCGACUUAGCAUUCUGGGGCCUCGACAAGCGUCCCAACGUCUAUGGUGAUGUGGAACGUGAGAUCUUCUCGUUAGACGAGAAGAUUUCGGCAUUGGCUUUGAGCCACCACUCCGCAUUACGCACCGAUAUCGUCGAUCUUUUCCUGGCAGCCAUUGUGCACUCGUUCUCACGGGUCUUCGUUACUCGCAAGACGCCGACAAUCUUCAACGAAACACACGGUCGUGAGCCGUGGGAAUUCAGCAACCUCGACCUGUCAAGAACCGUUGGCUGGUUCACCACAAUGUACCCUGUGCAUGUAGCCAUCGCUGAAGACGAAGACGAUGUUAUACAGACAGUGCGCCAAGUGAAGGAUCUUCGCCGAAAGGUCGCGGACAACGGACGUCCUUACUUUGCUCAUCGCUUCCUCACCAAAGACGGACAGACUGACUUUGCCGCGCAUGAGCCAAUGGAGAUUCUGUUCAACUACCUUGGAAAGAUGCAACAGCUCGAGACUGCAGAUGCACUUUUCCAGCCGAUGCACUUCAGCGAGGAAGACGAAGCACGGAUGACUGAUACCGGAGCUGAUCUCCGGAGACUUGCUCUCUUUGAGGUCUCUGCGUCGGUCGAUAACGGCAAGAUCCAUUUCACCUUCAUGUACAACCAAUUGAUGAAGAACCGAAAAGGCAUCCGUAGGUGGAUUACGGAGUGUCAACGGACGCUCGAGGAGAUUAUCUCGGCUCUUGCAGAGAUAGACACCCCUCAACCAACUCUAUCUGACUUUCCUCUACUACCGUUGGACUCUUACGACCGCCUGAAUCGCGUGAUCAAGUCGCUUGCGUCUGUGGGUGUUUCAUACCCUCAAGUUGAGGACAUCUACCCUUGUGCUUCUGUGCAAGAAGGUAUGAUAUUGAGCCAGAUCAAGGAUUCCAGCGCAUAUUGGUCGUUCACAACCUUCGAACUCAAAGCCAAACGAGGCCAGGUGAAUGUGCAGCGCGUGCUACAAGCCUGGAAACAGGUUGUCGAUCGGCACCAGGCUUUGCGCACUCUGUUUGUUGACAGCGUCUGCAAAGGGGGCGUAUUCGACCAGGUCGUUGUGCGAAUCCCUGACACUGGCGCCCUCACAGUGACUUGCACCGACGACGAACUUGACACUAAGCUUGACUCCAUUCAAUACCGCGAUCUAAAUGGGAGGAAGAAGCCUCACCUCCCUCAUCAACUUGCCGUUGUGCAGACUACAUCAGGUAGAGUUGUUGUAAAGAUGGAGAUCAAUCAUGUUGUCAUUGACGGUGGGUCGCUCGCUGUCAUCCGACAUGACCUAGAAGAGGCGUAUGAGGGCCGUUUGCGUCAAGAAGAUGGACCCUUAUACAGCGACUACAUCAAGUACUUACGCGCGCUUCCCAUAAAGGAUGCACUCGACUUUUGGAAGGGGAAACUACGUGGUGUCAGGCCAUGCCACUUCCCGAUUGCGCCGCAACACUCGAGCAAACACCGACAGCUCCAUUCGCUGUACGUGGACUUCGACCGAUUCUCAGAAAUUCAGGUACUUGCCGAGAGGAACAAUAUUACUUUCGCCAACAUCUUACUCGCCGCAUGGUCACUGGUACUCCACACCUACACAACCUCUUCAGAAGUAUGCUACGGCUACUUGACAUCUGGCCGCAAUGUCCCGGUCAAUGACAUUGAGAACGCAGUAGGGGCUUUCAUAAACAUGCUCGUAUCUCGCGUGACAGUGUCCAGCUCGCGUUCGCUCCUCGCCAUGAGUGAGAACGUCCAGAAUGACUUUAUCGAGAGCGUUCCGUACCAGCAUUGCUCUCUUGCCCAAUUCCAACACGACCUUGGUCUCUCUGGCCAGGCGCUCUUCAAUACGGCUGUUUCCGUUCAAAAUCAAGGUGCGACAGAAGCUGAACGCGCUUCUGACGCAAAUGUGGAGUUUAUACAUAUUGACGGCGGUGACCCAAGCGAGUUUGCAUUAACAGUUAACAUCGAUACAACAAGGCACGACGAGGGUGUGCGGUUAGCGUACUGGACAGAUUCUGUGUCCGACGACGAAGCGAAGAAUGUUUCUUCUCUGCUGGUGAAGAUCCUCACACAGGUUCUGGCUGACCCAGAUCAAACGGUCGCGGAGCUUGAUGCCGCUAUCUCAAACAAGCCAAAGACGAUGCCGAAACCCAGAGUCUACACACCUUCGGUUCGAUCGCCCAUGUCAAGCCCUCACCUCGACAUUUCGGAUCCCAUGGCUUCCGCCCGGAUCAUACCGAGAGUUGAAGUACCCCAAGCACCAACUCCUACAACGAUGGAUGCGCCGGACUGGAGCAAUCUGAUUCGAUCCAUCGUAAGCGAGAUGGUACCUCAGAUUGUGAACCAGGUCAUGGAGAAGAACAAGCUUUCACCCAUCGCCACCCAGUCGACGGUUAGUGAGAUGACAAAUCAGAUGGCAGGUAUGCUUGCGAGGCGAGCAUCGACAAGCAAGAGAGGAAGAAACCUUGAGACCGCUUCUAUGCGCUCACGGCGGCUUAGCACGGCUAGCGAUACCGGGAGCAGAAUUCAGACUGCGGCCGACAUGGUGGCAGCAGCUGGCGUCAUGGCAACCGAAGCCUUGAAGUCAGUACCGCCGGAUUUUGUGGAGAAGAAACUUCUGGGAUUGUGGAGUGACCUUCUUGACAUGGUGGAGGAUUCAAUUGAUCAGGAUGAUUCUUUCUUCCAACUAGGAGGCGACUCAAUCAUCGCAAUGAGACUCGUUGGAGCUGCAAGAGAGGAGGGUCUGUCGAUGACUGUCGCAGAUGUCUUCAAGAACCCGACUUUCGCCGACAUGGCUAGGGUCGUUCGUGUCGCUGGCGAAGUCAUUGACGAAGUUAUGUCUCGAGCCGGUGGAGAUAGCCUGAAAGAUGCACAGGCGAGCUCUUCUAAGCCAAAAAUUCAGAUUCCAGAGCGUACUGUGUCAGCCUGGCGCGACUUCCAAUCCAUGGUAUCUGAGCAAGCCAUCGAUGAUAAGACUACCGAGGGUGGAAAUACCCCACCAACUCAACAAGAACGACAACUGCAGGAAAAGACUGAGCAGAUGUUCAAGAAGUGGACAGGGUUUGCGAACGGACAGAAUGGCAGCCCUCUGCCACAGCGCACAGCCAGCCAGAAGCCCACUAGGCCCCACACGAUACACGAGGACUCCGCACCCAAGUCGAUAUCCCUGCUUGGCGAUCCCAAUGUCGACAGUGUCAUCUCGAAAGUCCAGGUUUUCAAGGGCGGUAUUACCGACGUCCUUCCUGUGACCGACUUCCAGGCGCUUGCCAUCACAGGGACCUUGCUCGAAUCGAAGUGGAUGUUAAACUAUUUCUACCUGGACGGAGAAGGGCCGCUCGACCUUCGAAAACUAAAGCAAGCGUGCUUCCGUAUUGUACAGGCGUUCGAUAUCCUGCGUACGGUCUUCGUGCCGUACGGCGAUCGCUUCCUACAAGUCGUGUUGAGGAAACUUCAACCUGACUUCCAUUACCAGGAGACUGACCAAAGCCUGGACGACUUCACGACCGAACUCCGCCACAAGGACCAGGAACAUGGGCCUCGACUUGGCGAAGCAUUCGUCAAAUUCGUUGUGGCCAAGCAGAAGGCCAGUGGCCGCUUCCGGAUCUUCAUGCGACUCUCCCACGCACAAUACGAUGGCUUCUGUUUCUCGAAAAUGCUCACCUCGCUCCAGGCGGGCUACAACGGCUUGCCAGUGUCAACUACUCCAAGCUUCGGCAACUUUGUCCGGGAGUCGGCAAAGGCAGUCGCAGGAGCCCACGAUCACUGGCGCGAGGUACUGAGAGGAUCCAAGAUGACCGAGAUCGUACAUCGCUACGGCCCCAACUAUCAACGAUCAGCUGGUCGUACCGUCACCCUCAAGCAAACACUGACAGUUCCAUCGCUGUCUCAUAUCAACAUCACGACAGCCACUGUGAUGAAGGCGGCUUGGGCAGCAACUCUUUCUCGUGUCGCUGGCAAUUCGGACAUCGUCUUUGGUCACGUUGUUUCUGGCCGCAGCGGCGGCGUACCAAAUGUCGAAAACAUCAUCGGGCCGUGUCUCAACAUGGUUCCUGUACGCGUGGUGUACCGCCCCGAGUGGACCGUCUUCGAUCUCCUUGGUUACAUCCAGGAACAGCAGAUCAACAACAUGGCGUAUGAGUCUCUGGGAUUCCGAGAGAUUACACGCAACUGCACGGACUGGCCCGACUGGACGAAUUUCUCCAGUGUACUGCAGCACAAUCAAAACAUCCAGUCAGAGGAUGCGACCCUCCAGCUCGGCGGCAUUGAGUUUAAGAUUGGAGCUGCAGGCAACCAAGAAGAUUUCGCUGACAUCUCAAUUCUCUCGGCUUCCAAAGCCAGAAACGAGGUCGAGGUGACUCUCACGUAUGCACCUAACAGUACGUUGACGGCCGAUUUCACGCAAAACGUCUUCGACAUGCUUUGCGCAAAUGUUAUCACGUUUUCAGAAGACCCUUACACACUGCUGCCAGCUCAGUCGGAGAUUGGGUCUCAGAGCUCCACGACUAUCACAUCGGAAACUGCGCGCAAGAAGUCCGCGGAGAAGCAACCUCUCACACUUCCCACUGACACGGGGCUUUCCAAGCACGAGCUUGCAACGCUCUCAACGAAGUUGCGUAACGCAUGGGAGCAGAAUCUUAGGGACAAUAACAAUGCGCCUCCUGCCAUAGAUCUAGCAUCCGACUUCUUCCAGUUGGGUGGCGACAUCCAGGGCAUUGCUCAGAUUGCUUCGAUCUUCGAUCAUGAAGACGGUUGGAAGGUGCGAGUCGAAGAUCUCCUUGACAAGCCGGUCUUUGUCGACCAAGUGGGAUUGCUGGCCGCAGAAAGGAGAAAACAGAUUGAGAAAGAUGAGAUGAGCCCGUGGGGAGAGAAGGGCAAGGUCGCUGCCAAGGGAUUGCUUGGCGAUAAGGAAAAGCUCGAGCGAAGGCAGAGCGGACUGGGUGCAUUGGCAAGAAAGAUUGGACUGAAGCGGAAAGAUACACAGAAGGAAACAAAGUGA